UGAAACCUGGAUACUACGUAGGUGGCCCUGAUUGAUACAUGGCUGAUCCAAGGUUAACACGACGUCAAGAGCACGACUAAGCCACCUUCCAUCGCGCGUGCUUCUCGCCUGUCCAGACAACCCUCGUUGUACGAUAUAACCACCUACCUGCUUCCGACUCUCUUUUCAACUCUUCGAUCGCGUCCUCUUGCACGCCACCGUCGUCAUGUGCCUGAUUUUCACCUGCGGCGAACACACGUUCCGGAAGGAGGUCGAGGGGUAUGAGGGCGUCGUCUGUCGCUGCUACAAUUGCGGCAACUACUCUGGCCGCGUGGUCAAGACCCACCCGUGGUUUACCUUCUGCUUUAUUCCUUUGAUACCUCUCUCCUUCAAGGGCUACGAGGACGUCACCUGCCACAUCUGCAACUUCGCCCAACCGCUCGAACACAGGCAGGACGUCCAGGCGAUGCGAGGUGGAGGGGGAGGGGUAGCUGGAGGCGGACCCGGACCCGGAGGAGGCGUGCCAUUGCAGCCGCAGGGCGCUCCGCCGCCUGGGCAUGGACAGCCGAAUCCGAAUCAACCGAUGAGGUAUGGAUAGUUGUGACUCGGGACUGAGGCAUACCACACAUGCUUCUAUCAUAGGGUUGAAAUACUACCCGAAUCACAUUGUUUCGGAAGCUGGUGUUAUGGAGUCAAGUUUAUGUUCGGAAUUCGGGACAUAGAAGGAUGAGUUGCCGCGUUGACUACGGACUCGAUAUUGCUCAGACGUUUGAUAGUUAUUUCUAUUUAUUGUAUGCAAGCUCCUGUCUGUAUAAUGACUUUGCCAUCGAAUGGUUGAAAUCGAGAAACGCCUUGACGAGCUCUUCUUCCAUCGUGUCUUCUUGGCCAUGCUAGUAAGUUUUAAAGAAUAACACGGCCGCCUACCUAUAUACCUAGACAAAUUUGAGCCGCAACUCGACCAGAAGAACUGCGGGGUGCUUUGGUUCGGU
Phialemonium atrogriseum is the source of this 968-nucleotide messenger RNA. RefSeq lists its product as uncharacterized. Bases 206 to 577 code for a protein of 123 amino acids. NCBI's taxonomy places the organism in Eukaryota, Fungi, Ascomycota, Sordariomycetes, Cephalothecales, Cephalothecaceae. The transcript has 2 exons. The record is from RefSeq and is a predicted model, not a curated record.